Harpegnathos saltator (Jerdon's jumping ant) is the source of this 3757-nucleotide messenger RNA. It is a transcript of the gene E(z), whose product is annotated as histone-lysine N-methyltransferase E(z). The coding region runs from base 167 to 2479 and encodes 770 amino acids. The transcript is spliced from 12 exons. The record is from RefSeq and is a predicted model, not a curated record. Gene Ontology annotation, cellular component: nucleus; ESC/E(Z) complex. Gene Ontology annotation, biological process: heterochromatin formation. Gene Ontology annotation, molecular function: chromatin binding; histone H3K27 methyltransferase activity; protein binding. NCBI's taxonomy places the organism in Eukaryota, Metazoa, Arthropoda, Insecta, Hymenoptera, Formicidae.
UUCGUUUCAAAUACAAAAAAUGCAACAUGGUACAGCUGGAAGGAACAUAUCUCUUCUACUGAAUGGCGGUACUGAAUCGUAUCGUCGUCGGCGCGUACUCGCGGUUUGACGCGGCCAUUGACGACGGUUUUAUCGGAGCUGUUACGCGGUUUGUGUGUCUAUCGUGAUGUCAAAGGCAAAAGUUUCGGCGGAAUGGAGGAAACGAGUGAAAUCGGAAUAUAUGCGUUUACGGCAAAUGAAACGCUACAAGCGUGCGGACGAAGUCAAAAUCGCGUGGAACCAGAAUCACAAAACUAUGACGGAACUUCUUAUGGCUGAACAAAAACGUUGGGCCGAUGGAAAGGCCAUGUGGUUAGCUAUGCAAGACAUUCCACCUCAUCUUUCCUGUAUGAAGAAAGCAGAGGUUACUAGUUCAGAUGGUGAUGUGCAAACGUGUCCUGUGAAAAUAAUUAAUGCGGUAACUCCUAUACCAACUAUGUAUACGUGGGCACCCAUUCAGCAGAACUUUAUGGUAGAAGAUGAAACUGUUUUACAUAAUAUUCCUUACAUGGGUGAUGAAAUCUUGGAUCAAGAUGGUACUUUUAUCGAAGAGCUUAUCAAGAAUUAUGAUGGAAAGGUUCAUGGUGAUAGAGAAGCUGGUUUUAUGGAUGAUUCCAUCUUUGUUGAUCUGGUGAAUGCACUGGUAAAUUAUGAAAAAGAAGAUAAAGAAAAGGAACAGACAAAAAAGGGAAAGGAACCUCUGAGAGAAAAAGAUAAUCAAAAAGAAGAUGAAAAAAAGGAUAUUGAAGGAAGAUCUGAAAUAAAAAUAGAGAAGAUUGAAAAUGGAAAGACAUUAACUGUUCCAUUCCCAUCAAUGCAUAUAUUCAAUGCAAUAUCAAGCAUGUUUCCUGACAAAGGCAGACCUGAGGAGUUGAAAGAAAAGUAUAUUGAAUUAACAGAGAGAUCAGAUCCAAAUGUCUUGCCUCCAGAAUGUACGCCUAAUAUAGAUGGUAUAAAUGCAAAAAGUGUGCCCAGGGAACAGACAAUGCAUUCCUUUCAUACUUUGUUCUGCAGAAGGUGCUUUAAAUACGACUGUUUUUUACAUCCAGCCAGGGGGACUUCGCCGCAAGGUCUCCAAGUUUGCCACCCGGGACCUAAUUUAUUGAAACGGAAAGGACCCGACUUGAAACCAUUCUCAGAGCCGUGCGGAACGGAAUGUUAUAUGCAUUUAGAAGGAAUGAAAGAAAAACUGGCGGCACAAGCGGCAGACAUCAAAGACGAAGAAGGUGACGAAAAGCGCGGUGGUCCUCCGAGAAAGGUGCGAAAGCAAGCGAGCGUUGAUUCAGGAAAUGAGGCGAGCAGUGAAGAUAGCAAUGAUAGCAAUAAAUAUAGUCAAGGAGGCAGUUGCCAAGAUUUUAAGCAGAAUGUUAAUAAAGACACAAGAUCGGAAGAAAUGAUUGAAGAUCAAGCGCAGCCUGAGAACCAAACGCCUUUCACUCUGUUGGGUCUUGACAAACGAAUUAAAAUGGACAACAAGUUCACGUGGACAGGUUCCGAGCAGAGCUUGUUCCGUGCUUUACACAAGGCCUUUCCUGGUAAUCCGUGUGCGUUAGCGCAAAUCAUGUUAACAAAAACAUGCAAGGAAGUUUACGAAUUUGCGCAGAAAGAAGCUUCGGACAUUCCUGCUAUAGAAAAUCUCAAGGACUUCACACCGCCGCGAAAAAAGAAAAAGAAGCAUCGGUUGUGGUCUAUGCAUUGCCGGAAAAUACAACUUAAGAAGGACUCGGGUAUGUUAAAUGGUGCUAAUCACGUGCACAAUUUUGCACCUUGCGAUCAUCCCGGCCGUCAAUGUGAUAAUUCAUGCCCGUGUAUACAAGCACAAAACUUCUGCGAGAAGUUUUGUCAGUGCAGCAGUGAAUGCCAGAACAGAUUUCCUGGGUGUAGGUGCAAGGCGCAAUGCAACACAAAGCAAUGUCCUUGUUAUCUGGCCGUCAGGGAAUGUGAUCCGGAUCUUUGCCAAACGUGUGGCGCGGAUCAUUUCCAAAUUAAUUCUAUAUCUUGCAAAAAUGUCAGCGUGCAACGUGGUCUUCACAAACAUCUUCUGAUGGCGCCAUCCGAUGUAGCGGGCUGGGGAAUUUUUUUGAAAGAAUCAGCAGCGAAAAAUGAAUUCAUCUCGGAAUAUUGCGGCGAAAUUAUCAGUCAAGACGAAGCUGACAGGAGGGGAAAAGUAUAUGAUAAAUAUAUGUGUAGUUUCCUCUUUAAUCUUAACAAUGAUUUUGUUGUAGACGCUACACGGAAAGGAAAUAAAAUAAGGUUCGCUAAUCACUCAAUAAAUCCAAAUUGUUAUGCGAAAGUGAUGAUGGUGAACGGUGAUCAUAGAAUAGGUAUUUUUGCAAAGAGAGCGAUUCAGCCGGGUGAAGAAUUAUUUUUUGAUUAUAGAUAUGGACCAACGGAGCAGUUAAAAUUCGUCGGUAUCGAGCGAGAAAUGGAGUUUCUCUAAUAUAUGUAUAUAUAUAUAUAUAUAUAUUAUAUAGACUUUUACGCGUAUAAAUGGUGCAUCAAGCGAAUACAUACAGCUGAAAGGAAUAUUAGAAAGGAAAUAAGCACUGCCUUGAUUUGUAUACCUCUCUAUUUUUAAUUAAAUUUUACAUCUUCAUUUGUCUGCCCAAUUCUGCAAAAUUGUAGUAAUAGAGAUUGUUUGCACAUAUAGGUAAAGGAACUUUUUGAAAUAUGUUCAAGUUUCUUAUGGACAUCUCGAAACAUAAAAAUAUCAAAGUAAAAAUAUACCUAUACAUGUUGUUGAAUAAAUAAAAUGACUUCAAAUAAAAAUCGAUUUGAAUAUAUCUCAAAAAGUUCCAAUUAUAUUUCGCCUUGAUACCAUUUGAUAUUUACUUUAUUGUACAUUUGAUUGUUGUACAAUGAAUUUCUUACAGUUAUGUGAAACAUUAUGUGAACUUAUAAUGAUCGAUAAGAUAUUAUUUAAUUUUAGUGUUAUGAUGCUUAACCAUUGAGUUUAUUGAGAUUCGAGACAUAUUCGUACAUAUUCAACUCCUGUCCCUCUAAUCGUGACCCGAUAUAUUAACAAAAGAAAAAGAUCAUUCAGCAAUAUUCCAGUAAUACUGCAAAACAAACAAAUUCCAAUAAGUCUUGGGAUUUGAAGACUUAUAUAUGUAGUAUAACAAGUACCUGAUGAGUGAUCUCUCGAUAGAUAAAUAUUGCAGUUCAUAUAUUAACACACUGUUUUGUGGUGAAAAUGUCUAUCAAUCUCACUGAAAAUUGUCAUCUUUUAGCUGUAUGUAUGUGUGUCAUUUAUUAAAAUGUAUUUUACGAGGAAGGCUUUCUUCGUAAUUCCACAUAUCCUUGUAACCUACUCCAAUCCGCAAUUCAUAAUCCUUGGAGCAAAUAUCUAUGCAACGGCUUGCGCUAGCAGAUAUAAUAAAGUACCCUCCUCGUUUAUUAUAACGAGUGUAUAUGAUUUGCGCAGUUCGUUAUCGUGGCUCGUGCAAGCAUAAUGAAGAAAUUAAUUACCUAAUUACGCCGGUCGGCGAUCUCGAAAGUGCACUUUAGAAGCUUACGGCUAAUGUGGCUAAUGGUGAAAAUUACAUGCACUUAAUUUAGAACGCGUAUGUGAACAAAACCAAAAAUGAUAUCGUAAGAGAAUUUGCAGAUCCAAUGAAGCUACCGUGAAAAGAACAAAUAAAUAUUUUGUUGUACAUAUAAAAAGAUGAAAUGAUGAAAAGAUGAUUAAUUAAAGGUGAAUAUUUCUGAAAGGAUUCUG